GACACGUCUCGUUUCCCGCAUGCCCUUAUCUCUUCCAUAUAGCCCUUGCACCUUCUUCCUCUUUCUUUCAUCGUACCCAACGCACAAGAGCAUAGAAAUCGAACAGACUAGUGCUGCUGCCGCUCAACUUUAAUUAUGGCUCAGACGGUCGGAAGGAACAUAGCAGCUCCCUUGCUGUUUCUCAACUUUACAAUGUAUGCUAUAGUCGUGGGUUUUGCAAGUUCCUGUAUCGACAAGUUCAUCAAUGGCAAUAUCAACCAACCUGGGUUUGGAGGGAACGGUGCAACUUUCUUCUUUCUGGUGUUUUCAAUCAUGGCCGGGGUCGUCGGCAUAGCGUCCAAAGUGGCUGGCGCAAACCAUAUCAGGGCAUGGAGGAAUGACAGUCUGGCUGCAGCUGCAUCUUCUUCACUUGUAGCAUGGGCUCUCACUGCACUGGCUUUUGGAUUUGCAAUAAAGGAGAUAGACAUAGGGCAUAACAGGGGGUGGAGGCUCAAGGUGGUGGAAGCCUUCAUAAUAAUUCUAACUUUCACCCAGUUGAUGUAUCUCUCAACGGUUCAUGCCGGUCUGGUCAGCAGCAAGUACGGUCCGGGCUAUCGUGAUUCCGACUAUGGCGUCCCGGGCGGCGACCCCUUGCAGAAAGGCGGCGCUGGAGUUGCUGGAACUAGGGUCUGAGUACAUAGGGUUCCUUGCUGUAGGUGUCAUCGGAGGAUUAGGGAUCGUUUUCAUCUUUCAUCUUGUAUGUAGUUUUAGGGUGGGGUUUCGAAGUAUGGAUGGUGGCUUUGUACAGUGUGUGGUGGUUAUGGUGGUCUUUGGAGUUGUAUGCGCAAUGUUUCAAUGUAAUGAUGAUUGUUUGGUUGAAAAAUAAAGGUGUUUGGUAAUGCAAAUGAAUCAUUUUUGUUCU
This is a messenger RNA of Malania oleifera, 901 nucleotides long. RefSeq names its product membrane protein PM19L. Lineage: Eukaryota; Viridiplantae; Streptophyta; Magnoliopsida; Santalales; Ximeniaceae. Bases 136 to 672 code for a protein of 178 amino acids. The record is from RefSeq and is a predicted model, not a curated record. The transcript has 3 exons.